Messenger RNA from Penicillium lagena, 591 nucleotides. RefSeq lists its product as uncharacterized. The coding region runs from base 1 to 591 and encodes 196 amino acids. NCBI's taxonomy places the organism in Eukaryota, Fungi, Ascomycota, Eurotiomycetes, Eurotiales, Aspergillaceae. The record is from RefSeq and is a predicted model, not a curated record. The transcript has a single exon.
AUGAUUAUAUAUUGCCUCAUCGGUAUCGAGAUCUCACGACUGCGAGACGAACUCAAUUUGAGCGCGGACGACCACAUUGCCCUGACCUCCAAUUCCGCUGACAAGAACCCCUUUGAUGGUUCUAAUGGUACUGUCACUAUCGUCGAAUCAGAUCCCCGAAAUAAAUCACCACCAAUUUCAACUUCGCAAAUCACAAGCCAAUCCUCCGUGGAAUGCACCUCCACUCCGCUAGCUUCAUCUAGUCCUAUCAGCCUCUUGAAAUCCAAGUCUCCAAAACAGAGAAGCGUAUCAUUCAAGGAGUAUAUCCUCAUGCCUUCACUGUUCUUUCUUGCUCUGCUAGCAACCUGGGUCACGCCGACGAUUAACCGUGUUUCCACUUUUAUUCACCCAAACUACCAGUCAUAUUCACUCUUACUGGCUGUUAGUGCGCUGGGAUCGCUGCGUGGGUUUUGGAAUGGUAUCAUUUUCAUUACAGUGGGAGUAAAGGGCUGGAGGAGACGAUCGUUAAACGGGGGAGCAGCUGACAUGAAGGUAAGUGAGAUGAUACCACCUACUCACCUCGCUGAGUGGAUGCUUACGACCAUAGCCUAG